UGGACCAAAGAAGAGAACAAGGCCUUCGAGAGCGCUCUGGCUCUCUACGGCGAGCACGAUCCGCACCACUGGCUCAAAGUCGACGCCAUUAUCCCGGGAAAAUCGGUCUCCGAUGUGAUCGAACAAUACAGGGAGCUGGAAGAAUACGUGUGCGAGAUCGAAGCUGGGCGUGUCCCGAUCCCCGGUUACCUGGCCGCGGACGACGACGCGGCUUUCAGCCUGGACCUCAUCGUCGGGCCCGACUUCGUCGAUUCGUACAGAAAGCGGCCCAUGGGCUCCACUAAGACCUCCGAUCAGGGCCGCCAUCGAUCCGCCCGCCGCUGCAUUUUAGUCUGUCAGGUGAGGAGGUUCAACGAUGAAGGAAGGAGAAGGUGA
Messenger RNA from Linum tenue, 375 nucleotides. The record is from the annotation of a GenBank genome assembly. NCBI's taxonomy places the organism in Eukaryota, Viridiplantae, Streptophyta, Magnoliopsida, Malpighiales, Linaceae.